This is a messenger RNA of Protobothrops mucrosquamatus (brown spotted pit viper), 1583 nucleotides long. RefSeq names its product protein kinase AMP-activated non-catalytic subunit beta 2 (gene PRKAB2). Gene Ontology annotation, biological process: signal transduction. Gene Ontology annotation, cellular component: nucleotide-activated protein kinase complex; nucleus; cytoplasm. Lineage: Eukaryota; Metazoa; Chordata; Lepidosauria; Squamata; Viperidae. Gene Ontology annotation, molecular function: protein kinase binding. The transcript has 9 exons. The record is from RefSeq and is a predicted model, not a curated record. Bases 64 to 888 code for a protein of 274 amino acids.
GGAGUAAUUCUUCAGGUGGUUAUCUGAAACUUUGCAGGCCAGAUCAAAUACUCUUGUGGAGCCAUGGGGAACACUACAAGUGAAAGGAUGUCAGGCGAACGCCACAGUUCCAAGAUUCACCGCUCAGAGGGAGCCAUCCACCAUGCCAAGGAUCAUUCACACAAGAUCAUGGUUGGCAGCACUGACGACCCCAACAUCUUCAGCACCCAUGAAUCUAAGCUUCCUGGAGAAAAAGAGUUAGUAUCAUGGCACCAUGACUUGGAUGAGUCAGUUAAACCAUCCCAGCAGGCUCGUCCCACGGUUAUCCGCUGGACAGAUGGAGGCAAAGAAGUUUUCAUUUCAGGUUCUUUCAACAAUUGGAGUGCUAAGAUUCCUCUCAUUAAGAGCCAUAAUGACUUUGUUGCUAUUCUGGAUCUUCCUGAAGGUGAACACCAAUACAAGUUCUUUGUAGAUGGCCAGUGGGUUCAUGAUCCCUCAGAGCCUGUAGUGACCAGUCAGAUGGGAACAAUAAACAAUCUGAUUCAUGUCAAAAAAUCGGAUUUUGAAGUGUUCGAUGCUUUAAAAGUUGACUCCCUUGAAAGCUCAGAGACUUCCUAUCGAGAACUUUCUGGCUCCCCUCCUGGAAUUUAUGGCCAAGAUAUGUAUGUAUAUCGGCCUGAAGAACGAUUCAAAUAUCCACCAAUUCUUCCUCCCCAUCUUCUUCAAGUCAUCCUUAACAAGGAUACUAAUAUUUCAUGUGAUCCAGCCCUCUUGCCAGAGCCAAACCAUGUGAUGCUAAACCACCUUUAUGCACUCUCCAUUAAGGAUGGUGUCAUGGUACUUAGUGCCACCCAUCGCUACAAGAAGAAGUAUGUUACCACUCUUCUUUACAAGCCUAUUGGCGUCUGAUUCCUCCAUAGAGACUCAAGGACUCUUGCUUUUUCUGGAUAUGCCAGAAUACCAGUGGAUUACCAGGAUGGGUAGUCAGCUUCCAGAUUAUUUUAUCAGACACAAGGUUUGGAUGACCCAGCCCCUAUUCUGAUUUUUCAGCACAAUGACGUUCAUCAUCUCCAUUCAGGACAAACAACUUGGUAAAGCUUACUGAAAUCAAGUUUUGGGUGCAUUAUUAUUAUCUCAUAUAUUGCAAACUGUGAGAUUGGUUUCUUCCUGAAACAAGGAGACCUGCCUUGCAAUCUUCCCUUCCAUGUUCAAAAAGAAAGUCCAGUGCCACUCUCUUUUCAAAUUAUAUGACCAUUGUAUACAAGUCAUGAUGGUUGUGUGAAGCCUCCAAAUACAGAGACUUCUUAUAUCUAAAUGUUAACUUCUGUGGAACAGCUCUUAUUCUCAAGUAUUGAAAGUUUUGUCUAGUAGGAAAUGAGAUGGUAAUUAGACAAAUUUUGGCCUAGCAAAGUAGAAUUGCUGUUAUGUUUUCAGUAUCUACUGCUGUAAAGCCUUUCCCAUGUUUGCCAUUUGCAGGUGCACUUAAGUGUGAUAAGGCGCAGUCCUGGACUGCGUGGGUGACUGAACUGUACCAUUCAGCAGCAGCUUCUCCACUGUUGGGUAUGCCAGUGAAAAGGAACCACAGUGUCUCUUCUGAAUAAAUA